Messenger RNA from Ruditapes philippinarum (Manila clam), 1527 nucleotides. RefSeq lists its product as uncharacterized. The coding region runs from base 64 to 819 and encodes 251 amino acids. The record is from RefSeq and is a predicted model, not a curated record. Gene Ontology annotation, cellular component: mitochondrial outer membrane. The transcript has 6 exons. Lineage: Eukaryota; Metazoa; Mollusca; Bivalvia; Venerida; Veneridae. Gene Ontology annotation, biological process: mitophagy by internal vacuole formation; mitochondrial protein catabolic process.
GAAGAAGAACUAAAACAUCACAAAACACAGUCUUCAUUUGAGAGGUUUGCUCUUGAAAAAAUUAUGAAAAGGCUUCGACAAGACAAUGAUAAUAUAAGUCACGAAAGAGAAAAUGAAAGAAAACAGUAUAUGGCCGAAAAAGAGGAAAACGAAAAUACACUGAAAAGCACAUUGGCCUCAAGCAGAGAUAACAAUCUGAAUAUCACUGAUCUAAGUGAUCCAAACAGACCCACAAGAAUAGCUGAGAAAAUGGCCGAGUUGUACGACAACCAGUGGACAGAUGCAUUUGAUGCUUUGGAGCAAACAGAUAAAAAUGAGAAGGAAAUCAUAAACAUGCUUUUGGAAUCAUUGAUGACAGCGUAUGGUGAAUGUUUUAAUCUAGCGAACGAAAACUUUUUUGAAAAGGUCCAAAGGGUUAUAGAAUGUCCGAAACUAGUUGAUAAACAAUUGCCCACUCGAGUCGUCAUAUCAGACCAGUUAAAAAAAGAAAUAAAGGAAUUUCGAAAAAAUCAGGCAACAAAAGUUUGGAAGGAAAUUGAGGGGAUUGUUUUGCCAAAAAUUCAACUUUCUAGUUACCAUCAACAAGAUAUCGAUUCCUAUCUCUCGCUUUGUGUUGAGAUAAGUUGGCUAAUGGUUGUCCAGGAUCCACCUUUAGUUCUAAAUGAUAAAGCACAAGACAGAUUUGACACGAAUACAUUCAAAGACUACACAAAACGUGGUCCGAUUGUGGAGUUUGUUGUAUGGCCAGCACUGCUACUGCACGAAUCUGGUCCUCUUUUAGCCAAGGGUGUAGCCCAGGGCUGCACCAGUCACACUUAAGUAACCAAAAUGACCAAGCAAACACUGAAAGGAAAUUAUUUACACAGAUUACGGGACCAUUUCAAACGAGAGAUAAAAGCGACCAAGAUCAAACCAGACGUAUGACUCCUACAUUCAGUGCCACGACUGGUACUAAACCACCAGUUGUAGUCUCAGAAACAUUUAAACCACCACCUGAUGGUGAUGAAUAACUAUAAACUAAUAAAAAUAAAGUAAAUGCAUAACUUAUAACAUGUAGUCUAGUAAACUUAUGAAUUGCAUUUUGUACAAUUUAUAACGUAAUCAGAAUAUUAGAAUUCGUUUCAUUUACUUUAUCGUGUGUGUGAAAAGCACUGCUGAAUUGUGUAUCCAUUCUGUUUAAGAUUUUCAUAUAAUACACCUACAUAUUUUACAUGUACAUUGUUAUUAUAAAUAACUUGCUUGUGAUUGUACUUCAGCAGGAGCAAAAAAAUGAUACGAUACGGUCGAUUGAACAACCCAACAUAUGUUAGUUAAAUGAUCUUUUUCGAAGAUAUAUUUUGAUGAUGUAUUUGAAUUAAUAUAAUUGAUGUGAUCAUAAAAACCAAUAGUUUAGAUUUAAAGCUUAUUAAUUCUGUCACUUUAGUCUCAGUAAAUAUAGCUGGCAGUUUAGUUAGUUUAAAAUACCUUAUUUAUCAAAUUUACAAGCAUGUAACAUUUUUACAUCACAAUAUAUCAAUUUGAAAACAA